Brienomyrus brachyistius is the source of this 6541-nucleotide messenger RNA. RefSeq names its product semaphorin-6B-like. The transcript has 17 exons. Lineage: Eukaryota; Metazoa; Chordata; Actinopteri; Osteoglossiformes; Mormyridae. The coding region runs from base 950 to 3574 and encodes 874 amino acids. The record is from RefSeq and is a predicted model, not a curated record. Gene Ontology annotation, biological process: axon guidance; semaphorin-plexin signaling pathway; negative regulation of axon extension involved in axon guidance. Gene Ontology annotation, molecular function: semaphorin receptor binding; chemorepellent activity.
CAGUCCAGUAGCCGAACAGCUCUGCUUCAUGUUUUGGCAUCGUCUGCGUUUCUCAGUGGCUCUGUAACCGCGGCUCAACGAGCAGCGCUGGAGAUGCUGUGUUUCAUCGCGCACGGAGGUACACAGAAAGCUCAUGAGUCUAACACACGAGUCCAAGCCGCAGAAGGAGGCAUAAACGCGGGUGUCUAUCCAUAUAGCCACGGAGCGAUGAAUGGGAGAUCCUUUCUGGAUGAAUUCUACGCCUGGGUUAUAUUAACAAACAGACCGAGAGAUUACGUUUUUGUGAAACUGUGGAUAAAAUAGGAAGGUAAUAAUUGACGAGUAAAACAGCUUCUCUUUUUUGCGCGUACAGUACCGAUCGCGAUUAUGGAUUAUCCGUAAGAGAAAGGGGAAAGGGAAAAAGAGACAUAUACUGGUUUAUACUUCCACAAAAAUAACGCGAAAAAUAUCCUUAUCUUAUCUUAACCACAAUCGCGUAACAUGCAACCCCUGGUACUGAGACGUUCUGCACGGCUGUCUGAAGAAUGAGCGCUGCUGCGCAACACGGGAAAACCAUGUGCGGCGGAGAGGAAUAGAGAAGAAGAGAAUAGAGAAGGUUUUUUUUAAUACCUGUGUAUGUUUUCUGGGUGUAUGUGGGGAGCACGGUUACAGCAUUAAAAUCAAGAAACGACUGUGCUCAGGAUGUCAGGAUAUCAGGGAUCAAUUCUCCACAAAGACAGGUGUGACGGACAGGCGGAAUAGUUCGCCAAGGGGAAAACGGGGAGCGAGGACUGAAAGGAACCGAUACCGAUUAAUUAUUACUGACAAUACCCUCGGAUUUCCCCUUCUCACCUCCGAUCGCAUAAAUACAACCUGGGAAAAAGGGUGCACGGAGAAGAACACUGCUAAGACCGGGAGCACCGGGCGCAUCUCUUCCUGCCACCGUCAGUGCGCCCGCUGACACAUCGCCAUGACGACACCGUCCCCUCCCGUCACCCUGCUGCUCGCCCUGCUCUGGCUCGCCGCCGCCACGUUCCCCGAGGAGCCCGGACCGCUGAACCCCGUGCCAACCGACGUGGUCCGUCGGUACCCCGUGUUCCUGGGCCGUGCUCAUCGAUCGUCGACGAGGCAAGAGCGGCUGCACAUACAGAGGAUCCUCAAGGUGAACCGGACCCUCUACAUCGGAGCCAGGGAUGACCUGUUCCGCGUGGAGCUGGACAACGUCGCGGGAGACGAGAUGUUCUACAGCAAGAGGCGAACAUGGGAGUCCAAUAAGAAUGACAUCCGAAUCUGCAGGAUGAAAGGCAAACACGAGGAUGAGUGUCGGAAUUUUAUAAAGGUCUUAUUGAGCCGGCCAGGUGGUCUGUUUGUCUGUGGGACGAACGCCUUCAACCCGCUGUGUGCCAAUUACACGAGGGACAGUCUGGAGAUGGUCGGAGAGGUCAUUGGUGGAAUGGCCCGGUGCCCCUACGACCCUAAACACGCCAACGUGGCCCUGUUUGCAGAGGGCAGCCUCUUCACCGCCACAGUAACAGACUUCCUGGCCAUUGAUGCCGUCAUCUACCGCAGCCUGGGGGAGAGUCCAGCCCUGCGGACCGUCAAACACGACUCCAAGUGGUUCCGAGAGCCAUAUUUUGUCAGCGCCGUAGAAUGGGGGCCCCAUAUAUACUUCUUUUUCCGAGAAAUGGCGAUGGAGUUCAACUACCUGGAGAAGGUGAUGGUGUCGCGGGUGGCGCGGGUGUGUAAGGGGGACCUGGGCGGAUCUCAGCGGGUCCUGGAGAAGCAGUGGACGUCCUUCCUGAAAGCCCGUCUCAAUUGCUCCGUGCCCGGCGACGCCCACUUCUACUUCAACCAGCUGCACUCCACCAGUCCCGUGCUUCAUUUGCAUGGGAGGGACAUCAUCCUGGGGGUGUUCUCCACUCCCACAAACAGCAUUCCUGGGUCAGCCGUGUGCGCCUUCGACAUGCAGAAGCUGGCCCGGGUGUUUGAGGGCCGCUUCAAGGAGCAGAAGUCCUCUGAGUCCAUCUGGACACCGGUCCCAGAUGAACUGGUCCCCCAGCCCAGGCCAGGGGGCUGUGCCAUCCAUGGGUCAAAGUUCAACUCCUCCACCGCCUUCCCGGAUGAGGUGCUAAAUUUUGUGAAGACUCACCCGCUGAUGGAUGAAACAGUGCCCUCGCUCGGUCAGAGACCUUGGAUUGUGAAGACAAUGGUCAGGUACCAGCUGAAUAUGAUGGAGGUGGACACAGAGGCGGGGCCAAACAGGGACCGCACCGUCCUCUUCCUGGGCUCCACCAGAGGGACCGUCCUCAAAUUCCUCAUCGUGCCUGACAGGGACAACCCCACGACCACCACCAGUGUGUUCCUCGAGGAGCUUGAGGGCUACAACCCAGACAAGUGUGGCGAGGACACUCCCCAAGCUCGCUCUCUGCUCUCCAUGGUGCUGGACCGGCCCAGUGCCUCUCUGCUCUUGGCCUUCUCGUCCUGUGUGGUGCAGGUAUCAGUGGCUCGGUGUCAGCUCUACGCCGGCUGCACAAAGACCUGCAUCGCCUCACGGGACCCGUACUGCGGCUGGACCCGAGGAAACACCUGUUCCUUCCUCAGACCGGGGACCAGGUUGCCAUUUGAGCAGGACGUGGACCACGGGAACACGUCCCAUCUGGGUGACUGCGACGGCCUGCCGCAGAAGAGCUUCGUGGAGGAGGUAGACAACCUGGUGUCCAUCAACCUACUGGUGGUAGCUGCAGUGUCAGCUUUUGUCACCGGGGCGGUGCUGUCUGGCCUGGUGGUGUGCUGCAUCAUGGGGCACAAGCGGCGCCCGCGAGCUCGUGGCGCCGGGGCUGGUGCUGUGGGACGACACCGAGGCGACAAGACCCCAGGUGGGAGCGGAUCUGUAGUGAGUGUCACCCGGCCUGGCGGUCCUGGUGACCGGUCCCGCCCACAAGCAGAGACCUUCUUCAUGAUGCCCAAUGGAUGGCCGGAGCCUGGGGACCUGGAUGCAGGUUUGCUGCCCACACCAGAGCAAACUCCUCAGCAGCAGAAGCGGCUUCCGCCUGGUCUCCGUCUCUCCGACUCCGGUUGGGACCAGAGCCAGACGUACCUCGGGCCGGCUGGGACACCAUGCCCCCUGACCUCCUCCUCUAUUUAUCUGAGUUCCAAGCUUCUGCAGGGCGGUGGGGGUCGACGGGAGGAUCUGGCCGGAGCCAACUUCCCCAUGGAGCGCCAGUGCUUCCUUUCCCUGAACCGACCCUUGGAGCAAAUGGGCCGCGGAGGCGGCGGCACGGUGCUGCGUAACUCGGCGGUGGAGUACCGCUACCCGGCGACGCCCCAGGACUCGCCUGAUCGCCGGAGGGUGGUCUCGGCGCCGAGUGCCCAGCUGGACUUCGGAGAAGCCCUGCGCUGGGGCCAUGGGGGGUACGCCUUUGACAGCGGCGGCCCUGCUCCCCCAAACCCAGGCCACCACCGCCCCAGUUCCCACACCCACCACAACGCGGCCCGCAUUCCAGGGCUGCACCAAUCACGGGGGUUCAGCAACGUGCCGGACAUGGGCCACUUCCUGGGCAAAGUCGCGCGCGAGCGGACUCCUUCCGGCCAAUGAAAGGAAGCGAUUCCGGAACACAGAACCCAGCCCUCUAAACCGACACCCCCUGAAGUCCUCUUCGCCGACACCCCCCCAUGCACACACUAAGUCUGCUGCCCUCCCCCUGCAUACCAAUCAUACGCAGACAUUUGCUAACCGUGUGACGAUAUGACACGAAGCCGAUAACAGGAGAUACUGAGGCGCUCGAAAAGCACUUUACUGAGAAUCCGGCGUGAUUCCUGUUACGAAGCAAUCGACUCUAGAUCAGCCAAGUUAAUGUAACACGUCCAUCCGAUGCGUGACAGGCAAAUGGCGUGCGAAGGAACUUGGGAAUUCAUGAGUCAGUAUUGACCGUGGACUGCACACUCCACACCCUGGCCUAAUGUGAAAUAUGGUGAGAAAUUGCUGGGGUUGUCACUGCAGAAAAACCCAUCAGAGGAAUGUAAGCAGAAUGCCAGCAGGCAGUGCUGCCCGUAAUGGCGGGUUAUGUUUGGGGCCCUCUAGUGGACACUUGAAGCACUCUCAGCUGGAGCACACUACUGGAUGGUUGCUCCAACACAAAGUUAUUUGUAUGUAAUUCAAAGUGGGAAUGUAAUGGAGAAGAAGGGACCAAGAGGAGAGAAAGUAUAAGACUCUUCAUUUGAUGUGUCACUACCAGGAUUCUAGUAGGAAGACUCUCAACUCCAAACUAGCUGAACUAGUGCAUACAGAUACACACCUGGCGCCACCUAUAGGUGGUUCGGAAAUGGCCGCCAUGCCACAUCCCUCAGCCCAAUAACUUGUGACUGUGUGGGCUGGACUCUUCCUCUCUCAUCCUUUGCUACUUCUCUUCUCCCAUGACCUCAUUGUAGUGUCGGGGCGUUUUGUACAAGGCCUUCGUUCAGUACGGGACAGAGCCAUUGUGGGGGCUGAGCUCUUUGCGUCUCCUUGUUUAAAAUUGUGAUGGCCCUUAUCGGCGUGAUUUAUUACCCCCUCCCCAACUCCUUAUGAGCCACUGUUACUUGUAACCCGCAGCCCCAGGAUUUGUACUCGAAGGUUAUUGGUGUUCGCUGGUAGAUUCCAGGCCCGUGAGCAGCCAAUGAGCUGCCCUGUUCUCAUUUGUCCACUCGCAUAUACACACACACAUACAAACAUGCACACGUAUGAAAAACAGAGAGUCACACAUUCAAAUACAAGGCAACAUGCGUCGAAAGGCAGAUGCAGACCGAUCUCCCCUCCCAGGUCUGCGUGGUCGUCUUUCUGGAGCAAGAAACAGGCCUGGAGUUGAACUAGUGGGCGCCAAUUAUCUGUGCGCAAAGCUCCAUAAUGAACCACGCAAGGAUCUGCUAUAGACACUCUGGGAACGAUUUAAGCCGAGGCAUUUUAAUGUGCUUCAGAUCUCCGCCCCUGGCUGAGUUACCUUCAUUUAGUGGAGUGAUUCAGUCAUUUCAGGCUGCGGUUAAAAUGAAGAGCCCGGUAUUAAAAAUCAGGUCUGAUGUUGGAAGCAAAGACAACCACAAUAAAAAGCCUGGGGAAAGGUGUUACAUUGUGUUUCUGUGUGUGGAUAUGAGUGUGUAAAGUUCUUUGUAUCGUGUGCUCUCUGAUAUGUGUGUACUUGUGAUAGGAUCUUUGUGUGUGUGUGUAGUAUUCUUUGCUUCUUUGUGUGACUGCAUUUGUACAAGCCACCCACAUACCCCCCCCCCCCCCACCCCCUCUUGUCCUAGCAUUCCAGCACUGCCCAUUACCAUCAUUGCCCCCUCAGUAAAGGGCCGUCCCGGGCAGGACCAGCCCGUGAACACUACAACCAGAAAGCGGCGGACGCCUCCCUCACAUUUAUGAGCUCCAUAAGGCCACUGUGACAGCGGUUAUUGGACCCAGCACAAAUUCAAUUACGCAACAAACCGGAGCCAAACUGAGGUGUGCAUAGGAUUUGUGCAGUUCUGCUGCUCAUGAGAUAACCAGAUGGAUAACACCGGGAAGCGAUCGAGCGACCGCGGGCUAAUCUCGGCGUGAACCUUCCGAUCUCCUAGAAGCAAGUUGUGCUAGAAGGCGCGAACCUCGUCCCGAUGUAGCUGCACAAAUUGGCCACCAGAUGGCGUACCCUUAACCAUGGAAGAAUACUUGCCAUGACGCGAUAUGUCCCCCGUAAAAGACGCCAGCACAACGCUAAGUGUGCGACACCACGGGCAGGCACUGUCUGUGAGUGUGCCUUGAAACGAAUGUGACGGAUCUUUAACUCUUUGUGUGAUUCACGUUACUCACACACUCGGAGGAAUUGCUUCUCUCCUGAGCUACAAACUGCCCCGAAUACCCCUCCGUAUCCUAACGUCUUGUACUGAUAAUUCGUAAAUUUCAAAUUUGAUGAUAAGCACAACAACUUUCACAUUGUAAAGUUGUAAACGAAAAGAACAGACCCCAUUGAGUUUUUCCUCUGAAUUAUUCUGAAUAUUCUGCUUCUUUAUAUUAAUGAAACAAUGUGAAAUACGUCUCUUGAUUUGGCUUGAAUUGUUUUUUUUUUUCUUUAUUUUUUUCUUUUUUUGACCGGUGUGUGCUUUGCUGAAGAAACUGUGAACGUGAAACCAGCGAUUUCUCCAAUGGCAAGAGUAUGGAGGCAUCUAGCUUUUCACUCAGCGCAGAACUUUUUUUGGGGGGGGCGGGGGAGCCGUCUGUUGUUGCUAUGGCAACGUCAGGCCCGCUGCGCUUAGAGACAUUAGAGUCCUCCCUGGGUGUAUUGUAUGUAAUCUUAGCCCUCAUAUGCGAGGGAAAAGCCUAAGAUGGCCACUGUGUGGACAAAAGCAUGUGCGUGUGUGCCUACUCUACACUAAUCUUGUGUCUGGAUGUCUGGCAUUACUGUGGAAAACGCUCAAACACACAGACACACAUAUGCGCACAUUCAUAUGCGCACUUACGCAGUUUGCCUUUACACGCAUAUCCUUCUCUGUUGGCCUGUCAUUCAGCGGACGCUUCGUUAAUCUUUUUUCUUUAUAAUAAACAUGCAAACAUGAA